Molecule: messenger RNA, 4833 nt
Organism: Vicia villosa (hairy vetch)
Lineage: Eukaryota; Viridiplantae; Streptophyta; Magnoliopsida; Fabales; Fabaceae
Exons: 2
Coding region: 815-2302 (495 amino acids)
Source: RefSeq, a predicted model, not a curated record
UCUACUUUAUACUAAAAAAAGGGAGAAUAUGGUUAAAUUGUCAAAUUUGUUUAUGCUUUAAUUAUUUUUCUUUUUAUUUUUUUUUGGCUGCAAUCAAUGUUGAAGGUAUUAGAUGUAUUCAAGAUUGUGAUUGUCCACAUAAUUUUUGCCCUCCUUCUUAUACACCGAAGUGUAUUAUCGGACGAUGUAAUUGUGUUUAAAAAAAGAAAGAAUUCUUAUCGGUUGUAAGGGAAAAAUAUAACAAAUGGGUUUGUAAUUUUAGGAAAUGAUUUUUAUGCAUAAUAUUUAAUUCAUAUAAAAAAAAUAGAUUCUCGGAAUUUUAUAAAAGUUUCUAGAGAGAGAAUGUCUGCCCUCUCUCUAGCACCUCUUUAGCUUCUUUUUUCACGUAUCUUCAUGGCAUGGCACAAGGUAGGGAAAAGAAAUUUCAAGCACUUGACGCCUAAAUGGGACGUUUCUCCGGUAGAGGAAUGCUUUGACCUCUAUUUUCUUCUCAGAAAUACCGGAAAGAAUAAUUUCUUUCGAGAUUUUUGAGUUAUUCGGUUGUGUUGGAGAUAUUAUAGAAGUUGUCAUAUCACCAAGAAGGAACAAGUUUGGAAAGAGAUUUGAUUUCGCCAGAUUCGAAAAUGUUGAGGAUGGAAGAGUUUUAGCCGUGAAGCUCGACAACAUUUUAAAUGAUGGGAGGAAGGUACAUGCUAACUUGCCUCGUUUUGCCAGAAGUUUUCAGUCGCGGGGUUCUUUUGGAGCAGAGAAGGUGGCUGGGGUGGAGGGGAAGAGGAGUGGCGGCGUUUCCCAAAAGCUCAACGAUGGAAGCAAGAUGAACUACUCGUGUUUUAUUAACAAGGAGGGAAGCAGAUCCUUCGCUGAAGCUGUUAAAGGAGGCAAAUCUCAUUGUUAUCUCAAUUUCAAUACGUCUGCAGAAAACCUAGAAAGAUUUAAGAGAGCUUUUGUGGGAGUGAUAGUGAAUCCGGGCAUGUCUUACAAUAUCCAAACGAGCUUUGAGAUGGAGGGAUACUUCUCAAUCAAGGUCACACCUUUAGGUGCAAAUCUUUGUCUUUUAGAGGAUAUUGAAGAUGGUGCGGUUCGUGACUUGAUUGAGGAAGGGAGAAGCUGGUGGACACAGUGGUUCUCAGAGAUAAGAGAAUGGAGGGAGGACGACAUUGACAGAGAAAGAGCAACUUGGUUGAGGGUUUACGGGAUUCCAUGCCACGCAUGGAACUUCGAGUUUUUUGAGAUGAUCGCUAAGACCGUAGGAACUUAUAUCUGUGUUGAUGAUAAUACUCAUAAGGGGGAACAUAUGGAUAUUGCUAGGAUUUUAGUCAAGACUCCAUGUAUGAUUGCUCUAAAUGAAACCUUUAGUGUGUGCAUUAAUGGAACUAUUUUUAAGAUCAAGCUUUCUGAAGAUUCAUAUGGUCCCAUGCGUAUUAAUUUGUUUCAGAAGGCCAAGAAGAUUGAGGGUCCUUCAUCUUCCUCUGAAUCUGAUUUUUGUUGGGAUAUUCCCGAGUUUGAAUAUGGUGAAGGAGGGGAGGCUCAUUCAGCUUCAAAAGUUGCGGAAUCGGUAGAGGCGGCUGCUACGGUCAGCAGGGGGUUAGGUGUGGAGUCCAAGGAAUUUCAGGCUGAGGUGACCAAAGGGAAACGUGUGUCAGACAAAAAGUUUGCAAAAGAAGUUAUUUGUUUUGAUGCAGCAGUAAAGGUAGCCAGGGAGGAGUCUGCAAGCGGGUCAAUCAAAAGUGGGGCCAAACAUUGUUGCCCUGGUUUUGAGGAGAAGACUGAUGAUUAUUCAGUGGAUACUUUUUUCAAAAAAACGAAACUUGUGGAGUAUAAACCUUUGGUCAAACCUAAAACUAAUAAGAUGGAUGAGGUUGAGGUUUUGUGUGGGCUUAAGGUUGGGAAAAAGAUUAGGCCCAAAAAACGGUCUCUCUUGAAAGUGACUGUUGGACCAAUUACAGGUGGACCAGCGGGCCCUGACUCAAGUUUGAAUCUUGACAAUGUGUUGAGGUUUUCUCAUCUUUCCGAAUCUCCUAUCGUCUCUCCGGCAUCCAGCAAGAGCGUGGAUAACAGCUUCUCGACGGGAAACAUCCUUUGCUGUGAUCAAGUUUCAGACACGGACAUGAUUCAGGGCAAUUCCAGAUUUUGGGAUCAAUUAGAAUCAAACGUAGGAAAGAAAUUGGGGGAUAUCAUUUCAAAGAUUGGGGUGAUGGAUUGUGAUGGCAACAACGACUCUAGAAAGAAGAUUUUGGAACUGGAACAUGGGGAUAGAAAGAAGAAGAUUGGUGAGAAGGUGCUCGUUAAACUGGAUUCAUGAUUAUAGGUUCAUUCAACAUAAGGGGAGGAGGCAGCAAGGUUAAAAGGAAGAGAAUUAGUUAGGUCUUGAUUAAAGGUAAGGCUGAUAUCUUUCUUAUUCAAGAAUCCAAGUUAGCUAAUGUUGAUGUCAGCAUUACCAAUAGCCUUUGGCCCAACGAGAAAGUAGGAUGGUCGUUCUCCAGUUCAGAGGGUGCUUCAGGAGGUAUGAUAACUAUGUGGAGGGAAGAUUCUUGUGAGGUUCUGUCUAGCUUCAAGGGAGAAGGAUUUCUUGGAAUAAAGUUAUUAAGAAAGGGAAAGUUUUACUAUGUCGUUAACAUAUAUUCAUCUUGCUUGUUGCAUCUCAAAAGGAGGUUAUGGAAGGAUCUCCUCACUAACAAAUCUAAAUGUUUGGACGGGGAGUGGUGUUUAGGCGGAGAUUUCAAUGCGAUCACGAAUGAAAGGGAAAGGAAGGGUUCUGAUUUAUAUUGCAGAAGGACUGAAAUGAGGGAGUUUGCAGACUUCAUUUCAGCCUCCAAUCUUAUUGAUGUGCAAUGUAAAGGGAAGGCUUUCAAUUGGUACAGCGACGACGGAAAAUCGAUGAGCAAAAUUGACAGGUUUCUUUUAUCUAAUUCUUUGAUUACUGAUUGGGGUAUUGUUGGGCAAUUCAUUGAUAAAAGAGAUAUUUCUGACCACUGCCCGAUUUGGCUUUCUUUCGAUCUUCACGAUUGGGGACCCAAACCCUUUCGCAUUAAGGAUUCUUGGUUCGAAGACCCAUCCUUCUUGUCUUUUGUUGAGCAGGAGUGGAAGAAUCUAGCGGUAAAAGGCAGAAGCGACUUUGUGUUUAAGGAGAAAUUAAGGCUGCUUAGAUUUCGUCUUCCCAUUUGGGACAAGGAGGUGCACAACAUAAUUGACUUAAAUAUUCACGACGGCAUUGAUGCUAUUAACGAAGCGGAUAGGCUGCUGGAAAGUUGUAAGGAUGGACUGAUCAAGGAGCUCGUUAUGAAGAGAAGUGAAGUUGUUAGUAAAUUAUGGUAGCAAUUGAGUCUGAAAGAUAGUAUGUUAUUCCAGAAAAGCAGAGCUAAAUGGAUGUGCAAAGGGGAUUUGAACACAAAGUAUUUCCAUAAUUGUAUGAAGGAUAGGUUCAGAAGAAAUCAUUUAGGUCCGUUAGUCAAGGAGGGAGGCAUGCUGGAGACGGUCGGGGAAAUCAAAGAGGAGGUUAGGAGUUAUUAUUCUCAUCUUUACGCUGAAACCGAUCCUAACCGUCCAGUUUUGAAUGGUAUCAGUUUCAAGACUCUGUCUAAGGAAGAAGAAGAUAUGUUAGAGAUGCCUUUUUCGGAGCUUGAGAUCAAGAAUGUGGUUUGGGAUUGCGAGGGUUCAAAAAGCCCGGGACCGGACGGUUUCAAUCUCAAUUUUAUCAAGAAGUGCUGGAGUUUCUUAAAGGAAGAUUUCUGUCUUCUAUUUUCGGAUUUUUAUUCGAGCGGGACUCUUUCUAAGGAAAUCACGUCCUCUUUUCUCACUCUUAUUUCGAAAAGAGACAAUCCUUUGGGCCUAAACAAUUAUAGACCUAUUUGCCUUGUAGGAUGCAUUUAUAAAGUUCUAGCCAAAUUGCUCGUAGCGAGAUUGAAAUUGGUUUUGGGGUCAAUUGUCUCGGAGAACCAGAGCGCCUUUGUGCCCGGUAGGCAGCUCCUCGACGGGGUGUUGAUUGCUAAUGAGGUGUUGGAUUUUGCGAAGAAAUCUAAGCAAAGCUUUUUAUUCUUCAAAGUUGACUUCGAGAAGGCUUACGACCGAGUUAGUUGGGACUAUUUGAGAAACGUUAUGAGAAGGAUGGGUUUUGGUAAUCGAUGGAUGAAUUGGAUGAACGGAACGGUUUUCUCGAGUUGGAUGUCGGUUUUGGUGAACGGAAGUGCAACUAAGGAUUUCAAAGUUGGUAGAGGUCUUCGCCAAGGAGACCCGUUAUCGCCUUUUUUGUUUGUUCUUUCUGCAGAGGGGCUCUCGGGGAUUGUUAAGCAAGCUGUCUAUAUAGGUGAUUUUAAAGGUAUCAAGCUGGGCACGACAUGUGAAAUUGAUAUACUCCAAUAUGCCGACGACACGCUGCUGAUGGGGCCUGCCUCUUGGAGGCAGAUUUGGGUUUUAAAGGCCUUGCUCAGAGCCUUUGAAGUUGUAUCGGGAUUAGGUAUUAAUUACAACAAAUGCAGACUGAUAGGCACCAAUGUGUUUGAUCGUUUCUUGGAUGCUGCUGCUUGUUUUUUGUCUUGCAGGAUCGAGAAGAGUUCUUUCAAUUUCCUCGGCAUUCCAAUUGGAUGCAACUCGGGAUAAUGCUCAAAUUGGAAUCCUUUAAUCCGGAAGAUCAAAGCUAAGCUGGAUAAUUGGAAGAAUAGAUGCAUUAGCUUAGGAGGCCGUAUAACGUUACUAAAAUUUGUUCUUUCGAGCAUUGCUGUUUUUCAACUCUCGUUCUAUCGCGCUCCUUUGAAGGUGUGUCAGGAUAUUCAAAGGAUUCAAGCUAGCUUUUUAUGGGGCGAAAAAGUAGGCAAGAGAAAGAUUCAUUGGGUCGGG